AUGCGCGGUUUAUUGAUAACUCAACGAAACAGUGGUGUGGUUUUCAAAAUCAAGCCAGUAAAUAAACCCAGAGGCGAAAUUAUUUCAGUAUUUUCAUCGAAGUCUGAUCCAGGUAAUAAUAGAUUAUCUGUGAAACCAAGUCAAAUUUCUGCCUAUAAUUUUGCUGCUGGAGGUUACAAGCUGUAUCUCGCUUUGAAUUCUGGUUCUUUAUAUUGCAUAGACUUCGUGAAAAAUUGGUAUCGAUUGUUAACUUCACUGAAUUGCACUGUUACAAGCAUAUGUUCAUGUGAAUCAUUUGGAUAUGUACUAGUUUGUGUGAACGACAACAGUAUCAGAAUCUUAGAUCAAGAAUCUGGAAAAGAAAUUGGUGCUUUGCGUGGUCAUACAUGUAGAAUAUCUAACAUGUCAAUCCAACCGAGUUUUGGUCAAUAUCUCUUAUCUAUGGCCUUGAAUGAAGCAAUUUUAUGGGAUCUAGAGAACCUCAAGUGUCGUUGCAAAUUGCACAUAGGUCAGAAAGUAAAUAUUGUGUCUGUAAAUUUCAUUCCACCUCGGGUAAACAAAUUAUAUCUUGUUUCCAAGAUGGAUCCAUUUAUGGACUACUCAAAUCCAUCGUACAGAACAAUUACAUUUACCAGCAAAGGUCAUUAUUUGUUUGCAGCUGGUCUUUCACCAUUUAUAUAUUUGUGGAACUUAAGAGGAAAUUCAGAACAACUCUGUCGAGAAAAUUCACCUACAGAUGAUGGAAGUACAAGUGAUCGAUUUUUGCAGGAGCUGAUUAAACUUCCUGAACCAUUAAAAUCAGUUCGUCGAAUAGACUGGGUACCUAAAUCUUGUUUGGUUGAUUCUGAUGGAUUUUUUAAUGAGCCUAAUAUAGACAAUGAGCUAUCUGGUUUACUACUUUUACUCGGCAGUGACAAACGAUUACGAUUUCUCAUCAGAACACAUGAAAGACCUAGAAAGACCUUAAGCUGUCGGCAAAAUGUUGAGAAGGAUCUAUUUACAGGGUAUUCAGAUACUGUCUUUUGGAAAUGCCUAUUUACAUUUGGGUUGGGUUCAUUAGAAGAUCCUCUGGUAUCAUCAAUUAAUAUGCCAUCAUGUAACAUUUUGGAUCUCUCCAGCUGCCAGGGAAAUCAGCAGAGUGAAUCUCUUAACUGUCCUUCGCUAAUGGCUACUCUUGAUGAUCAUGGUAUUCUACAUGUAUAUGAUCUUUCCAUGACAUUGAAGGUUUUCAGUAAGUCAUCAAUACCGCUGAUUCCAGUGAGAGGGGAUCCUUCGAAGGAAAAUUCAACAGAUAGUCGAGUUCAAGCCGUGAAGAAGAAUUGGCAAAAAGGAAAUUCAGUCGUACAAAAGACUGCAAAUACUACUAAAGCAGUACGUACAGCGAAUCAUUCUAGUAUGCAAAUGGAAGACCUUACAAAUGGUUUAUUGGAUAGAAAACGCUUGCGUCUAUUACUUAAAGAAUUCGGGAAAUUCCCGACCAAAUAUCGAUUAUUUAUUUGGCGAUCCGUUUUACAGCUUCCCUGUAAUAUUCAAUCUUUCAACACACUCGUAAACAAAGCGAUUCAUCCAGCUCAUGAUUUGUUAUCAUUGCGAUAUCCCGUUCGUGGUCAGAGAUUGUUCAAAGCUUUACAAAAAGUCUGUUCAGCAUUGGCCUACUGGUGUCCGUUAUUUGGUGAGACUGAUUGGUUACCAUUAUUUGUUUUCCCUUUUGUGAAAUUGUUUCACAACAAUUUGUUGUAUGCAUUUGAAGUGGUAGCCACAAUACUGAUUAAUUGGUGUGGUACCUGGUUUGAGUUCUUUCCUAAUCCACCGAUCAAUAUUCUUUGUAUGAUUGAAAAUUUGAUUGCCUAUGCCGAUGAAGAGUUGUACCUCCAUUUUGUUCACUACAACGUCACCACUGAAAUCUAUGCUUGGCCACUUUUACAAACUGCAUUAAGCGAAGUGUUUACCCAAGAUGAGUGGUUAAGUCUUUGGGACAUGUUGAUAUGUGACUCACCAGGAUUGUUACUUGCCGUGGUUGCUGCCUUUUCGAUUAGCGCUCGAGGACCACUUCUGAUGGUUAAAAAUCAUGACACGUUUGAGGCAUACUACCACAGUCAAAGCACAUUAUCAGUGUCAGAUAUUGUUGAACGAGCUCAUCAGUUGCUUGCAUCACUCCCUUCAGAAAUACAUCCAGACAAGCUUUUAUCUUCACUCAUUCAACCGGAUAACAAUGAUAAAAAAGCAAAUAAAGUUUCUCUGACUUUCCAACCGCUAACAGCUCCGUAUUAUCCGAUAAUCACUCGUUAUCCCAAGUUCAUUGUAAAUUAUCACAUACAAGAACGGGAACGUAUUCGACAAGAAGAGAAAGAAUACCUUAGACAAAAGGCUACAGUGGAAGAUAUACAACGGCGAGCUGAGUUAAUGGCAAAUGAAGAACGCAACUGGUAUCGCCAGCAACAAUUACUUCUUGAUGCUGAAGAUCAACGGAGAACAUUACUAACACAGGAAGAGAAUAAACUUCGGGAACAGCGUAAAAAACUAAGUGCACUAAUUCGUGAAGUGAAAUUACAUGAAUUAAGUUUAGCAGAAGAAUCACGAUGCCACUUCAGACAACUUGACAUACGUCGUCGCCAAUGUGAAUUGAAUAAAUUAGAACAGGAAUUAACACGAUUGGCAAACUGUCGUGUCGACGAAAUGGAUGCAGCAGCAUACGCUGCAGAAUUAGCUGAUCUACGCGAAAGAUUGAACCAAAGACGUGCAGAAAAUCUAGCCAUCAUGAAUGAUCAAUUGCAAUCCCAGGUGGAUAAGAAUCCGUUAUCAAACCCUGGUCACCUUUCAUUGGAAUCCUCAAUGAAUGCCAUUAAUUCCGUUCCAUGUAAUAAUGAUUACGGUAGAAGUACGCUUGGUAAGACAGAACCAAAAGGAAGUAAAGAUGCUCAUAAUAAGGAAUUCCGACGGAUUUCCUCAGAGAUGUUCCCGUUCACAUCAACUAAACUUGGUUCCCACAACAUGAAGCAACCGGUGUGA
Trichobilharzia regenti is the source of this 3009-nucleotide messenger RNA. The record is from the annotation of a GenBank genome assembly. NCBI's taxonomy places the organism in Eukaryota, Metazoa, Platyhelminthes, Trematoda, Strigeidida, Schistosomatidae.